Haemorhous mexicanus (house finch) is the source of this 2225-nucleotide messenger RNA. RefSeq lists its product as uncharacterized. Bases 1 to 1353 code for a protein of 450 amino acids. The record is from RefSeq and is a predicted model, not a curated record. Gene Ontology annotation, cellular component: endoplasmic reticulum; COPI vesicle coat; COPII-coated ER to Golgi transport vesicle. Lineage: Eukaryota; Metazoa; Chordata; Aves; Passeriformes; Fringillidae. The transcript has 4 exons. Gene Ontology annotation, biological process: intracellular protein transport; Golgi organization; endoplasmic reticulum to Golgi vesicle-mediated transport.
AUGGUCCCAGCCCGGCUGCAUGGGAGCCUCUGCCAGCGGCGGGGAACCCGGGAUGCCAACUCACCGAGGGUGACACGGGCUCACCCCAGAGCUUCAUCCCACCGCGAAAGUCGCAGGCACGGCGCCAGAGCCAAGAGCCCGCGGGCCCCCAGCCCCACGCCUCACCCACGCACGCUGUGCCGCGGGCCGGCCGUGUGCCGUGGCUCCCGCAGCUUCCAUCGCUCCACGACUGCGUUUAUUCACGGGACUGCGUGGGCGCAGGGGGCGCUCAGCUUUGGACAGAGGCUGAUCUCGCGUGGAGCCGACACCAGCCCGCACAGGGGGUCCCGGCAGUGCCGCGGGGAUCGCCGGGGCUCCCGGAGUGUUCGGCCCCGAGACGCCGGCGGGUUCCCAGGGUGCCGGCUCGGUGGAACGCUCCCGGGAUCCCCGCGGGUGCCCGCCCCGGGGCCGGAGGUGCCGCCCGCGCCCCGCCCCGCCCGGCUCGCAGCGGAAGCGCCACGUCAGGGGGGCGGUGCGGGGCGGUGCGGGGCCGGCGGCGGUGCCGGUGGCGGGUUGCGGGUGGCGGUGGCGGUGCCGGUGGCGGUGCCGGGGUGCGGGUGCCGGCGGCGGGGCCGGUGGCGGUGCCGGUGCCGGUGCCGGGUUGCGGGUGCCGGUGGCGGUGCCGGUGCCGGUGCCGGGUUGCGGGUGGCGGUGCGGGGCUCGGUGCGGGUCGCGAUGCCGGGCGCGGUGCGGACGCUGUGCCUGGCCGCGCUGCUGGGCGCGCUGCGGGCCGGCGGCACGGAGCUGACGCUGGAGCUGCCCGACAGCGCCCAGCGCUGCUUCCACCAGGAGCUGGAGAGCGGCGUCAAGUUCACCCUCGACUAUCAGGUGAUCAGCGGAGGACACUAUGAUGUGGACUGCUACGUGGAGGACCCCAACGGCAAGACCAUCUACCAGGAGACCAAGAAGCAGUAUGACAGCUUCUCGCACCACACCGAGGUCAAGGGUGUCUACACCUUCUGCUUCAGCAACGAGUUCUCCACCUUCUCCCACAAAAUCGUCUACUUCGACUUCCAGGUGGGCGACGAGCCGCCCAUCCUGCCCGACAUGAACAACCGCGUCACUGCCCUGACACAGCUGGAAUCUGCCUGUGUCACCAUCCACGAGAUGCUGAAGGCAGUGAUCGACUCCCAGACCCACUACCGGCUGCGGGAGGCGCAGGACAGGAGCCGAGCUGAGGAGCUCAAUGGCCGCGUCUCGUACUGGUCAGUGGGGGAAACCCUCAUCCUCUUCGUGGUCAGCAUCGGGCAGGUGAUGCUGCUCAAGAGCUUCUUCACCGAGAAGAGACCCAGCAGCGGCGGAGCUGGCACCUAGAGCUGCAGUGCCUGUGCCCGACUGGAGCAGGCAGUGGGACGGCCUGGGGCUGCACUGCACCUCUGAUCUGUGCCGUGGGCAGGCGGGGGGUGGGAGCAGGGGGUGACACUGCUGAGAUGUGACACUGCCACCCAAGGACAGGCGUCCCCCAGCAUCACCUCCCACUUGCCAUCGCCCGGCCUACCCUGUCCCCUCGCCUGGCCAGCCUGUCCCCCUUCUCUGGCUGCACUGGGAAGGGGGUGGGACCAGCACCAGCACAGCAUUGGGGCGCCCUCGUGACUGGGACGUGACUGGGAUGUGACUGGGAUGUGACCACACACCGCCCCUGAAGCCCUGUGCAGCCACCGAGGGCAGGGGCAGCGCUGGCCCACCUGCACCCACCCAGUGCCCUCCGCCCCAGGAGAGCUGCCCGUGGGCUGGGGGUCUCUGUCUGCACCCCAGCUGUCCUGUGGCAGGCAGGGUGCUCCCAGCAGCAAGACACAGCAACAGCAGCGUCCAGCAAGGGAAGGCUGCUUGCUGGCUGGUCCUCUGGCUCGGCCAGCUCCUCUCCUCGCAGCAAUUCUCAGGCUGGCAGCAGGUGGAGUGCCUGUACCACGUGGUUUUCAUACUCACACGAGUCUGUGCCUGAGACUCAGCCCCCUCUCACGUUCCCCCCACACGUGCCAAGGAAGCCCCAUCCCUGCCCCAGAAGCAUGGAGGACCCACACACACCUGGGACUGCAGCCCCUCAUUCCCUGGAGCCCCCCAAGACCCCUGGAGUGACUGGUGUGCUGCCCCUCCAGCCCUCAAGCAGGUGUGAGAUAAUUUUUCAGAGCUGAAGCAACUCCACUGGACUUUCCUUUGCCCCUUUCAAAUAAAUCCCUGCAAGCAUG